AUGUUCUUGCACUGCGACAACGUUGAUCGUGAAUUGGACCCAGCUUUGCCAAUUAUUCUCCAAUUUCCCCCCUUCAGAUUCUCUACUGAUUCAUGGAACAAACUAUCAAACACCUCUUAUAUCAUUCAAUUGGAUGAAUCCUUCAACAAGGACAAGGCCAAGCUCAUAAGCUAUUUCAAAACAAACAAGUUAUUCCAAAGGACCCAGAUCAUCGCCAGAACCUAUCUCAGCACCAAGUUUGAUCGUGAAAUCAUAUCGGUUUUUCCCAAAGGCUUGAAAAUUAUUUGCCAUGCUGGUGCCGGCUAUGAUUUAAUCGAUACUUCAUCUCUAAUCGAAAGAAAAAUACAGCUAUCGAAUGUCCCCAUCUUGAAUAAUCCCUCAACUGCCGAUACUCAUCUUUACCUCCUAAUCGGUGCAAUGAGAAACUUCUACAAUGGCAGAGUUAAUCUCAAUAAAGGUCUAUGGAAAAAUCAAAUUUGUGCUGGUGCUCCAAUUGGCCAUAACCCAAACAACCAGACCUUAGGUAUCCUUGGUUUGGGUGGAAUAGGCAAAGAGAUCUUGGAAAGAGUUAAACCUCUAAACUUCAAAAAAGUUAUCUACUACAACAGAUCAAAACUAUCUCAACAAGAAGAAAAAGACUUGUCCUUUAUCAACCAAAACAAAUCCCUAGAUUUAUCCUACGUAUCCUUUAACGAUCUACUAUCUCAAAGCGAUGUCAUCUCUCUUAAUAUACCACUAAACGAUUCAACUUUCCAUAUCAUCAACCAAGAAAAUAUCCUUAAAAUGAAGGACAACGUCGUCAUCAUCAACACCUCCAGAGGCGGUAUCAUUAAUGAAUCACAUCUAUUGAAAUACCUUAAAUCAGGUAAAAUAUCCUCCUUUGGAACAGACGUCUUUGAAAACGAACCUCUAGCUUCUCAAGAACUAAUUGACUUGCCCCAGGUUAUCGCAACUCCUCAUAUGGGUACCCACACUUAUGAAGCAAUAGCUGGGAUGGAAGAAUGUGUCAUUCAAAAUAUUUACCAUUACUUAAGCACUGGCAAAGUUCAGAAUAUCGUACCUGAACAAUUAAACCAUCCUAAUUUUGUCCAAUAA
Ascoidea rubescens DSM 1968 is the source of this 1095-nucleotide messenger RNA. RefSeq names its product D-mandelate dehydrogenase-like dehydrogenase. NCBI's taxonomy places the organism in Eukaryota, Fungi, Ascomycota, Saccharomycetes, Ascoideales, Ascoideaceae. The transcript has a single exon. Gene Ontology annotation, molecular function: hydroxypyruvate reductase [NAD(P)H] activity; glyoxylate reductase (NADPH) activity; NAD binding. The record is from RefSeq and is a predicted model, not a curated record. Bases 1 to 1095 code for a protein of 364 amino acids. Gene Ontology annotation, cellular component: cytosol.